UGAGAGCAGCGGCCGCGGCCCUGGCGCUGGGCGCAGGAGGCCGGGGCUGCUCCUCGGCGGCCGCCGCCGCUGCGGCUCGGGGGUGCGGACCGGCCGUGGACGGCGGAGGAGGCGCCACCUGAGCUCCGGAAGGCGCUGCCGAGGGCAGGCCGAGGGCCCUGGGGACCGAGCAGGCGCCGAGGUCCGGGCGGGCCUUCGGUCCUGACAGCCCAGUGCCCAGGAUGCCCCACAAGAUUGGCUUCGUUGUCGUCAGCUCGUCUGGACACGAAGAUGGCUUCAGCGCCCGGGAACUGAUGAUCCACGCACCAACCGUCGGCGGGUGGAGGUCACCGAGAUUUUGCCAGUUUCCACAAGAAAUCGUUCUUCAGAUGGUGGAGAGGUGUCGAAUCAGGAAGCUGCAGCUGCUUGCCCACCAGUACAUGAUCCCAAGUAAAGUGGAGUUCUACAUCAGCGAGAGCCUGCCCGAGUACUUUGUGCCCUACCAGGCGGAGCGGUUCCGGAGACUUGGCUACAUCUCUCUCUGUGACAAUGAGAAGACAGGCUGCAAAGCCCGGGAGCUGAAGUCCGUCUACGUGGAUGCAGUAGGACAGUUCCUGAAGCUGAUUUUUCACGAGAACCACGUCAACAAGUACAACAUAUACAAUCAGGUUGCUCUGGUUGCAGUAAAUAUCAUUGGAGACCCUGCAGAUUUCAGUGAUGAAAGCAAUAUUACCUCUAGAGAGAAGCUGAUUGAUCAUUAUCUGGGGCACAACAGCGAGGACCCAGCUCUGGAAGGAACUUGUACUGGGAAAUCUGACUAUAUUUCUCCACUGGAUGACUUAGCUUUUGAUAUGUACCAAGAUCCAGAAGUUGCCCAGAUUAUACGCAAAUUAGAUGAAAGAAAACGUGAAGCCGUCCAAAAGGAACGCUACGACUAUGCCAAGAAGCUGAAACAAGCUAUUGCUGACUUGCAAAAGGUCGGAGAGCGGCUCGGGCGCUACGAGGUGGAGAAGCGCUGUGCGGUGGAGAAGGAGGACUACGACCUGGCCAAGGAGAAGAAGCAGCAGAUGGAGCGGUUCCGAAGCCAGGUGUACGAGCAGCUGCAGCUGCAUAGCCUGGUGGACGGCGAGCCGAUGCGAAGGCCUUCCGACUUGCCCGCCCAGCCCCUUGCUCACUCUGCCAGUCCUCACCACCAACAGCCAGUGCCGUCCCUGCUGCAAGAAGAAAGCACACCAGAAAGCCGGUUUGCAGAGCCUUUCCUUCAGGAAAAGCCUCCAGCGCAUGCCCUGGGCCCUUCUCAGCACUCCACAGUGGACCCGUCACCACGCGCCACAGACCUUCAUCUCAAGACCCAUCUCCAGUCCGUGCCCUACGACGAGCGGCCCCUUCCUGCCUCGCGGAAGCAGCCAGCAGUGGCCCUGGAACCAGAAAAGAGUGACAGUGAUGUCAGCGAGGCUCCCAGGGGAGGUGCGGCUGGAGAGCCGGAGCCCUUGACGGAGAAGGCCCUGAGGGAGGCCGGCCCCGCCAUGGACGUGCUCGGAGAGAGCCUGGUCGCGGGGGCCUAUUCCAAGACGUGGUCGUACCGGGAGGACGCGCUGCUUGCCCUGUAUAAGCGGCUGAUGGAGACGCCUGCUGGAACCGCGAAGGAAGAGCUGAAGAGCAUGCUGCGCGCGUCCAUCUUUCUCGUGAGAAGAGCCCUCAGGGACAUAGUGACCCCGGUUUUUCAGGCUUCUUUGAAAUUGUUGAAAAUGAUAAUUACGCAAUAUAUUCCUAAACACAAACUGGGUAAGCUCGAAACCGCUCACUGUGUGGAAAGAACCAUCCCCGUCCUGCUCACCAGGGCUGGAGACUCUUCUGCUCGCCUCCGAGUCACAGCUUCCAAUUUUAUUCAGGAAAUGGCCUUGUUCAAGGAGGUUAGGUCUCUCCAAAUUAUUCCAUCUUACCUGGUGCAGCCAUUAAAAGCCAACUCUUCGAAUCAUCUGGCAAUGAGUCAGAUAGGCCUCCUGGCCCGGCUUCUGAAAGACCUGGGCACCGGGAGCAUGGGCUUCACCAUCGAUAACGUGAUGAAGUUUUCAGUGAGCGCCCUGGAGCACAGAGUGUAUGAGGUUCGAGAGACAGCGGUUAGAGUUAUUUUGGACAUGUAUAAACAGCACCGGGCUUUUAUUCUAGAGUACCUCCCUCCUGACGACAACACCACACGCAAGAAUGUUCUCUAUAAAACAAUUUUUGAGGGAUUUGCUAAAAUAGAUGGCAGACCUACAGAAGCUGAAAUUAGGGCACAGAAGAAAGCAGCUACAGAAGAAGCAGAAAAACGAAAGAAAGAAGAAAUUAAAGCUUUACAAGGGCAGUUGGCCGCACUCAAGGACAUUCAGGCCGAAGCUCAGGGGAAAGAAGGCCCCUCAGUGGAGGCGGAGAGUCAGGACACACAAGGAGGGAAAGCAGCCCCAGCGCCGGCUCCAGAGGUCCCAGAUAAUCACUAUUUAGAUAAUUUGUGCAUCUUCUGUGGGGAAAGGAGUGAGUCCUUCACAGAAGAGGGGCUGGACCGUCACUACUGGAAGCGCUGCCCCGUGCUGACGAGGUGCGCCCACUGCAAACAGGUGGUGGAGAUCUCCAGCCUGACGGAGCACUUGCUGACAGAAUGCGACAAGAAAGACGGGUUUGGAAAGUGUUACCGCUGCAGCGAGGCUGUUCUGAAGGAAGAGCUGCCCAGACACAUAAAAACGAAGGAGUGCAACCCUGCCAAACCAGAGAAGCUGGCAAACCGGUGUCCUCUGUGCCAUGAGAACUUCUCCCCUGGAGAGGAGGCGUGGAAAGCUCACCUCAUGGGCCCCGCUGGCUGCACGAUGAACCUGCGUAAGACCCACGUGCUGCCCAAGGCACCCACUCUGCCGCCGGCAGGUAAAGGCCCAGCCGUGGCCAAAUCAGGGACCUCAGGAUCAAAGGUUGGAAGCAAGAUCCCAACCCCGAAGGGACUGAGCAAAAGCUCUGGCAGGACAUACACGAAGCGGUGACAUGACACGCAUUCUGCCUCCUUUGUCCCCACAAGGGACGGAGCAAGUUUCCUGACUGUGAACCAUUUCUCCUAAAAUCCGUCCUUGGACGUGGUGACCCGUCCACCGCCCCCGCUGUCCCUCGGCUCUCGGCCCCACUCGUCCUUACCUGUCGGGCCGGGUGUGCGGCUGACCGAAGAACCUGCAUCCCGGGGCUAGGACCAAACCCGCCGCAGCCUCAAGCAGCCGGGCGUCUGACCUCCCAGCCCAGUGGGAACAGAAGAGCAUCAGCGUGUUUGAAGAGCACCGACCCCGCUGCCCGGGCGGGUCAGCACGCGGAGGGCGUAACGCGAGCACAGCGCUCUCCCCUCGUGUGCUCGCCGUCACUUCCAUAAAGGCUUCGCUGUGAACCUGGUGCAUGGUGGUCUCUCACACGUGGCAGAAUGCCCGCCGGGCCUUGGCCCCCGGGCAGUGGUAACCGGCCGGGAGAGAGACGGCGGGCGCGAGUCUCACCGGGCCCCGUCCCCCCCGCCGGGCGCGGUCUGCCCGCCCCUGCCUGGCGCACCUUCUCACCCGUGUCCACGGAGCCCACGCUCCCCACUCUCACAGGUCACCGCGCGUGGGUCCCCCUGCGGCACUCGUGAGGAGCGCCGGGGCCCGUGAGGAACGUGGGGUCCGCGGCAGUCCCCCCUGCUCCGAGUCAGGGCUAUGCUCAGGGCGCUUACGUCCCCUACACGUGUGCAGCCCCCAGACAGAAUUAUGAAGUGACUGUCCCCUGAUUGUCCUGAGCUCGCCUGACCACACGUGUCGGUCGAACAACCCUCUCCUAAAACCUAGAGGCAGACGUGGUGUUGUGGACUCUGGCGUGGAGUAGCUUCUACUUCACGUACGUCACAAGUGAGCCUCCAGCCCAGACCGCAGGGCGUCUGCCUCGGGCCUGUCGUGCUGCCCCUCACACGUCUACACUCGAAUUGGGACCAUAAGUUGGUCCUGUGAUACUUCAAACACCAAACACCACUUCCAAUGACGAACCCAGACCCCGCUCCUGGGCAGCCGUCGGGCCCGGGGAGUGGGCCCGCGUGCUUCCUCUGCGGGCGGCCGUGGCGACCAGCCGUGUGCGUCAGCAGUCUGCUGGGAGGCGCCCCGGUGUCCCCCCGCGCAGGGCUGUACUCCCCGCGGCCGAGCCUCCCGGGGACCCGAGGCGGCUGGCCCUUCCUGUCCCACCGUGCGGCCUCCUGAGCGUCAGGCAGGCUUUCCGAACACCAGCGAGAACUGGGCGCGAUGGACGAAAUGUGGACUAAAUGACUAGUGCGUAGGUAUUGUGAGUUCCCAACCGUGUGAAACAACAAAACGUAUUUUAGAAAACCCCUAACGGCUGUUUGAGCGGUGUGCUCCCUGAGUGCGUUCGUGACCGUGAAUCCGCACGACUCAUUCUCCAUUCUGGGCGAACUAAUACCUUCUCAUACACAGCAAGGAUAAGACUAAGAGAAUUACCUUUAAAAACAGUAGCCAAUUAAAAAAUAAAAAGUAUAUGGGGAGAAAUAGCAUAAACCUUCAGUGGACAGAGCAGAGUGCAGAUGCCGACCGAUGACUAAAGGAGCCUUCCUGGCCCGGGAACAGCGGCUCGACCUGCCGGCCCGUCCACGCGCAGACCAGACGCUUCCGUAACCAGAGCAGCGGUGACGCGAGUUAGUGAAGGAACCAUUCGUUCUCCGAUCAAAACUUUCAAAUAUCUGUGUCCUAUUUUCUAUAUAUUGUAACUUAUGUAACUUAAAAAAAUACUUGUAAAAAUACUUAAUUUAGUGAUUGACAAAAUUGGGUGCAUUUAAGACCAGUUAGCAUCAUUGGUUACGGAAGAAUCCUGCAUUUACGUUGAGAUGAUCCCUAGCAGUGACUCGUGGCUACUGAAAGCCUUACAGAGUUAUAGACUAUUAAGGAACCACAAAUAAAACAUAAAAAAUUUGGAAGGAACUGUAAGAUCCCUUGGCCAUUUAUAAAUAAAUAUGUAAAUUUGGAACAGGAAUUAAUAAUUGACUUUUCAUUCCUGAAUAUGUUGUGGGUAUUUAACUAUUUAUUUCUAUUAUUUUCAUAUUUCAGAAUAUUUUAUGAAGCUAAUUUAAAAAAAUGUGUAUAAAUUAGGCAUCAGAAUACACAUGUAAAUACCUUUAAUGAAAAUUUGCAACUUUUUAAUGUUUUAACAUCGUUUUCUAUUUGUCUUUAUUUCAGUUACCAGAAUUAUAAUAUCUAACUAACAUAUUUUUGUUGCUACUUCCGGGGCUAGGGGUCACUUCACCCUGAGCAUGUGAACAUAAUAAAAAGAUCACUAAAA
Mirounga angustirostris (Northern elephant seal) is the source of this 5298-nucleotide messenger RNA. RefSeq names its product centrosomal protein 104 (gene CEP104). Gene Ontology annotation, cellular component: cilium. The record is from RefSeq and is a predicted model, not a curated record. The transcript has 22 exons. Bases 222 to 2990 code for a protein of 922 amino acids. NCBI's taxonomy places the organism in Eukaryota, Metazoa, Chordata, Mammalia, Carnivora, Phocidae.